Molecule: messenger RNA, 6598 nt
Organism: Saccostrea cuccullata (small rock oyster)
Lineage: Eukaryota; Metazoa; Mollusca; Bivalvia; Ostreida; Ostreidae
Molecular function (GO): protein binding
Source: RefSeq, a predicted model, not a curated record
CAUUGAACCAUAUUAUUCGAUUAGAAAACCAUUCAGAAACACUGCCUUUUGAGCCAUUUUGCCAAUUCUUCAGACAUUAUUUCUAUUUUACAGGCAAGAUCCAGAGGUACCAGUUCAUAAUACGAAGAUGGAAAAUGAAGUGAAUGAUCUAGACUACUUGAAUGACAUCAUCCCUUAUAGGUGUCCGAAGUGUAGAGAUGAGAGGAAAUUUUCCUCCCUCUCCGAUUUACGUCUCCAUUUGGAGAAAAAUCAUUCUUAUCAAGUGGGAUAUGUAAGACCUCACACAAGGACACAGGUCUUCGAUGCCAAAUCUGUAAAAACUAAACAAAACACCUCUAUCAAUAAUAAGGGAUUUCUGAGAGAGGAGCCACCUUCUUCCAAGAGUGGAUCCUUAGAUGGAAGAUCUUCCCCUCUGCUUCAGAGCUUCAAGGAAGAUGCCAGGAUACUUGAGAGUGAACUCCAAGCAGCCAAGGAAGCUGAAAGGAGGAACAAAAUGAGACUGAAGAAUGGCGAGAGGGAGAAAAUGGAUGAAUCGGGCACGAUCCAUAAUUUACAUCACAAGUUAAUGUCGUCUAGAAGUCGGCAAUGGAGGGCUGAGGAGGCUUUGUAUAAUAUUGACAGUGUCCUGGAAAAUCUAGAAAAGUCUGCCGAGAAGCGAUUCCAAGAUCAGAGAGGAGUUAUCAAUGAUCUUGUCUCAAAUCUAGACAACAGGGAAGAGCAGUUAAGUCAGGCUAACACAACACUUCAAUGUUUGCAGAGAGAACGACAGAAAUUAAUGAGAGAAACACAAGAGAUGCUUCAACAAAGUGAGAUCAAAAAUGAGAGGCUUGUAUUGGAACUUGAGAGAAGGGAUGAUGUUUUACACUCCGUGGAGGGCCAAUUAAAGGCCCUGAGGGCCAAAACUGAGGAGAGCAUCAGACGGAAAGACAAUGAGCUGUUAGUGACAAAGGAUCGUGUUCAUCAACUGGAAUUGGAUAAGGAGACUUUGGUGAGGGAUGUUGAGGAGUUAUUGACGGCAACUGAUAGAGACAAUACAAUGUUAAAACAAACACUUGAUUCCAAAGAGAGGCAGCUCAGACUGGUCAAUAAUGAACUGCUUAAAAUCAGAACUGAGCAGUCUGACUUAAUGGAUGAGAGUAUGAAGCUGUAUGAAGCAGCAGAGAGGGGAAAUCAGAAAUUAGAGAAAGUCAUACAAAGCAAGGACAGUAAGCUUCACCAGGCUGAGAGUGAACUCUUCAGGAUAAAGAAGGUGCAAGAGAAUUUAGUGAGUGAAUCCCAGCUUCUGACAGAACAAGCUGACAGUCACAGCCAGGCCAUGAGGAGGGUCCUAAUAGAGAAAGAGGGGGUCAUCUCCUCCAUAAAGCAGGAACUGGGGAGGGUGACAGCAGAGAGGGACAAGCUACUGCAGACAGUAAAGCAAGCGCCUGUCAAAGUCCAGGCCUCAGAAGGAAAUAAUAGGACUGAGGCUCUCAGCUCUCUAAACAGGAAUGGGACAAUUAAGGAUCAUGAACAGGAGGUGCAUAAUCAAGGGGAUAUAACUCUUCAGAAUUCUGAUGAACACAUUCAAAGGGACAUAACUCCAGCACAACAUGUAAAUAAUUUAGAAUUAAGCAAACUACAAUCUGUACUUGAGGAGAGGCAAGUUCAUUUGGAAGAAAAAGAGAGGGAGCUGGAAUCCUUAAAGAAGUUUAUCAACACUACUGCAGAGAAAGAGACAGUAGCUCGUAAGAAGCUGGAGGAGUUUAUCAGUGAGCUGAUUGAUCGAGCUGACCGAGCUGAGAGGGAGCUGGACAUGAUGAGGAGAGAGGCCAGGAAAACCACCCACCAAUCAGCUGAUGUACCAGAGAGGGAUGUUCAGAUUGUAAUAGAAAAUCAAAGACAGCAGCAUUCUAGAAUGCCUAAAUCCAAUCAAAUAACAGCAAACUCUACACUUGGAUCAUCAACUGUACACUCCUCUCUGGCCAGACAUCUUGUUGAGGCUACAGUUGAACCCUGGCAGAAAUCCUUCACAGCACCAGCAUCCAAUCACAGCAAAGAACAUCUAUAUCAGAGAGAUUCUGAAAAUACCACUGAAGAAGAUAUCAAACCUGUAGCUCAAAGAAAUAGCAGGAAGCCAGUCCCAAAAAGAAGAAACAGAGCACAUCAGCCAAAGGAAUCAGAAUCUUUUAGAGCAUUACAACACCAGUCCUCUAAUGACACAGGAGUUAUGUCCCCUGAUGAAGAUUCUACAGAGUACUCUCCCUUGCCAACUGCAAAGUUUCCAGACAGGAGACAACAGUUUCAGAGAGCUGAUUCUAACCAAUCCUAUGUUUCACAGAGACAUGGUUGGAUGGAUCCGGAUUCUGUUUUGUACAGUGAGGUCAUGGAUGACUCCGAGUUGGAGAAAAUCAGUGUGGAAUCUUUUAACAAGCUUCCAGAUGAACUUCACCAAAUCUGUGGAAGUGAUCCAAAAGUGGUUUACAUACCUUUUAACAGAAAGACAGGUCAACCCAUCAAAAUGGAGCCACACCGAGAAACUAAAAGUGAUCUUGUGGGUAGACACAGAAUGUGUUCACACACCCCUAGAAAUACCCAAGAAAACCCUGAUCAAAAUCAAUCCACGAAUCAGCUUACCCAAAAGACCCUAAGCCAAGAAAAAACCCAUGAAGAACAGACCUCUGACACUUAUACAACAAGUCACACUGAAUUCAAAGAAAUUCAGCCAAGACAAAAGCUUAAUUGUCAGAAAGAACCUAGUAGCUCUAAAGAUAAACAUAACAGAAAAACAAAAUCCAAGAAUACUUCUACAAAAUCAUCUAAUCCUGGGAGUCAUCCAAAGCAAAGAACUAGGGAGAAUAGUAAGGAGAAAGUGACCAUGAAGAGCAUUGGGGUGAUGGCUGACAUACCAUCGUUCCAAGGUACCAGUACAGAGUCAGAAUCGUGUGAAGAAAUGGAAAUGGCUGAUAAUUCACUUUCUGAUGUCAACUCAUUUUCAGAAGACUAUCCCAUGGAAAAACAGGAUUCAUUUGAGAAAGAAGUUGAUGAAAAUGGUAUUAUAUGGGGCCUAGAUGAACAAUCCCACAAUUCACUUAUGGAAUCCAGAAGAUUUAGUCCAUAUGGGAGUGAAAUGAAGAGUUCCUCAACUCAAGGGGGAGCACUCUUGGAUGAGUCUGAUUCGCUGGAUGACAUUCCUGUGAGAGAUCAAACCAAUAGAAAUGGGGGAUACCACUCAGAAGAAAAUGAAAAUGCAGAAUUAAGCAGUGUCUCUUUCCACACAUACCCACCAGGUAGAAAGCAAGUGAACUUUCAGACAAUUUCUGGACACAGUGAUCCCACACAUUAUGGGGGUUUCAAAAGGUCACACAAACACAGGUUCAAUCCUAAGAAUAGAGGUUAUGAUAUUCUUGCCAAUGAUACAGAUGAAGAUGAUUAUUAUGAAGACAUUCAAAGAUGGAAAGACUUGACAGCUGAUGUAAACACAGAUCUUCAGAGAGAGAUGGCAGUGUCUUUUCCUAGGCUUCCAAUUUUUUCCAGAGUAGGAAGACCUGAAAAUCCAAAAUGGCAUUCAAGACAAUCAUCCACCAGAUUACCAAUGUCUACCAGAUCAGACACAUUUCUUAGUCAACAGAACUAUUCAAGACAAAGAGAGGGUCAUCCAGAAUAUUCAUUACAUUCUGUUCUACCCUUUGGGGAACCACCACAAAGAACAAUGUCUUCACCAGGGCUGUAUAAGAGGUACAUUACAAAUGAAGACAUUCCACGUUUUCAUAGAAAUUUCCAUUCACCCAUUUCUUUGUCUUGGGGACCAUCCUUCCAGAGAGAAAGAUUCACCAGAAAUGUUGGAAAUAGGCUAAGUUCUAGUUUAUCUAACCUAAACCAAAGAGCAGCUUCAGAACUUUAUCCCAGAACUUCUGUCUGCAAGGAUUCUACUACACAAACAUGGUUGCUUGAUAGACAGCUUACAGAAAAUGAUCUUCAUUAUAUGAAGGAAAUUUCUAGCUCUGUUUCCUCUUCUGAUAAAACUUCUGCUAGAAAUUCACAUUUUGGUAGUCAAACACAUACCUCUAAUCAGAAAUCAGAGUCUGUUGCUUCUUAUUCAGUUGGGGAACAAAGCAGCAAAAGAUCUACUCUGUUUGAUGGCAACUCCUCUCCAUCAUUACCAAAUGAAGACAAAAUUAAUAAGCAGCAAGAAGAGAAUAGUGGGAGAUCUGGGAAAGGCAAUGUUAACACACUUCAAGGGGCUCACAGUUCUUCAUCUUCUGACAUUUCCAAAGAUAGAGGGACCCCAAAUGCUAACAUUUCCAAAGAAAGACAAUCUUCAAAUACUGAUAACUGUUUGCACACCCCUUCAGCAUCUAUAUCCAGCAAGUCACACACUAGUAUUGAUGCUUUAGCUCAACAGCCUCCUGAGAGAUUAAAACUUGGUUCAGAAAAGACUGAAAGUAAAAUAAAAAUAAAAGAUGAAACUGAUAUAAAUGACAGUCAAAAAACAUACAACUCCAAUACCAGUGGAGAAUUGUCAUGUACAAAGUCAGGUAAAAAUGCAAGCACAGUAGACAAUGAUUUAGAUCAAAGUCUCAUUAAUAGAAGAUCAAUGGUUGAUGAAGAGACAAAGCUAUUGGCAAAAAGUUUGACAGAAGAUGAAUUGAGUAACCAAUCUUGGAACAGUAUACAAACUUCUGAAUCAAAUAGUGAUGCAAAUGAUUCAAAACAUCUUGCCAAGAAUUCCAGUGACUGUGAACAAAGAAAGAUGUCAUUUUCAGAUUUUUCUGAAUCAGACCAUAGCAAAAUUGGCAAAAGUGAUGACAAACAGGGUCAUUCUCAGUCAUCCUCUUCCAUAAGUCAUUCCAAGUCUGAAGCUAAUCCACCCAGUUAUCAUGGGAAAUCUUACAGUAAAGAAGAAGUUUUGUCAAACAAGAAUAGUGUUCAGUCAAGAAGUGCUACACCAAAUUCCAAAAGUAUGAAAUGCAAAGAAAAUAGUUCUCAGAGCUUAGAAAAUAAGCAAAGGUUAUCAAAUAAUACAGAAACAUUUUGUGAUCCUGAUGCCAUCAGUUUUUCACAUGAAAUCAAACAUUCUAGUGACCAUACAGAAGAAGCAGACGACACCUCAGCUAUGACAGACCUCAGCAUUGAUUCCCAUGUUGCUGACAUAAGCAACCAGAGCUCUAACUUCAGCAAUUUCUUCAAGAACAGCUCAUCUGAAAAAGAAAAGGGAGAAAAGGUGGAUGAUCCCGAUAAAGACUUGGAUAGCCUUGAAGAACCAUUGGGAUAUCUUCAAAAAGAUGAGGCAGUUGGUAAAGAGACUUCAGAAAAGGAAUAUCAGAGAGAUUUGGAGCAGAACAAGAUGGCAUCUCCAACAUCAGACUUUGAACCCUUCUCCAUUGCCUUUGAAGCCAAAGCCCCUGAUUUCUCUGAGCCCCAGGAAACAGAAGAUGAGGAUGAUUUAUCCACACUGGACAGCUGUAGUGUAACCAUCAGCAGCUCUGAAGGAAGCAGAGUGUUGACAAACCACAGGGAGGAAACCAGAAGGAGGAGACGGGCCCUACAGAACAUUUUUGGAUUCCUGGACACGGAAUCUCUCCUGGUGGUGGCUCAGGUCUGUAGAGAAUGGAAAAAGGUCAGUCGCAACCGGUCACUAUGGAAACGGGUGGUUCUGGAAAACAGGAAGUGUUCAUCCAAGUUUCUCAUCAGUUUAUCAAACUGGUGUAGCUCCAUGGAACAACUGACUUUGAGGAAUCUUUCUCCAAGAAAUCAAUGGCAAACAGAAGCAGAUGAUGUUUAUCAGAGUUCCAUCAGAGGGAGUUUAGAGCCAGGAUUAGAGCGACUUCUACAGGUGUGCGAGUCCUCUCUCAAGUCCAUCUCAAUAAUUAGCUGUGGUGCUCUACUGACAGAUAAGAGUAUUUGGUUGGUCAGCUGUUAUAGUCGAAUGCUUCAAAGCGUGGAGUACUUGUCAGAUUUAUUCCCCCUGGGACCUGACGUUAUGUACGCCUUGGGAGCUGGGUGUGGGAAUAUCACAACCCUCAAGAUUUCACCCAUUUUUCCAUGUGAAAAUGAAGAAAAGUUUUCCAACAAAUGCCUGCAGAUUGUGUCUCAGUUUUGCUGUGACCUUGAAAUUUUAAGCAUUGGUGGAUCCAAGAUAGACAUCAAUGGACUUGUGCUCAUUGCUAAGUCCUGUCAGAGACUACAGGAGCUGGAGCUCCAUCACUGCCAGGAAGUGACAUCAGAUACAGCUGUCGCCAUCUGUAGGCUGGGACUGAAACAGCUUCUGACUCUGUCAUUUGUACACACACCCAUCACCGCUGACGCUCUCAAGCAUUUCUACAAAUCCUGCAAGCACUUAAAGAGCCUCCAUGUGGCUUUGUCAAUAAUGGACUUCCAAAAGGACAAUUCUGAGAAAGAGGAUGCCAAAUUAAAGAAAUGGCAGAAAUUUGUCAAAGAUAUAAAGAGCCUCGAGAAAAUCCCAGGCCUUGGAAACAUACUGAAACUCAAAUUUACAACACACUUGAACAAUGUGGACACGAACAUUCAAUAAUAUUGAUAUUUUUAACAUUUUGAUAUAUAUUAUUUUUAAUAUGGGACUGGAAUUAAUAUGAAAUUUCAUAAUUAUUUUCCAAUGGCA